GUUGAGUUACACGGGAAACGAGAGCGGAUGGGAGGGAGGGAGAGGAGGAUUCAGAUUAACAUCGCCAGAGAGGGUCGGUCGGAGGAGGAGGAGAAAACAGGGAGGACACUGGAUCUUAUUCGAGGACGAAAACGGACAACAACCCAGCGAUUGAAUCUCAGACAAAACUGAAAAUGCAUCAGCAAGAUCAGGCCAUGAACCCUGUCUUAGGAGGCCAGGGGUUGGUAGGGCCACCGGCAACUCUUCAUAUCCAUUCCAACAAUCAGAAGAGAUGUGAGAAGGAUGGCAACUUUAACUUCCUGGGCCAAAACGAUGAUGCCAUUAUGGGCGAUGAAAACCGCAACCAGGUGCGUCCACGAGUUUUGGGCCCACUAGGUCGUGAUUCAUCCAUUUCUUCCAGCCACUAUGGGCCAGGGCCCCUCUCCCCAUUGUCCCGUCUGCCUUGCUGGAGCCCUUUGGAGCCUCUGCCUGAGAUUGAAAGUGGAGACGAUAUGGGCGGCAGAGUGCCCCCGGAUGGCGCAGAGGAAGGUAAAGUGGAUGAAGAGAUGAGGAGAGUGACAGAUGAUGAAAAGGAGCAGGCAAUGGGGGAGAGUGAGAAAGCAGAGGAACUGCUGGAUGAAGAGGAAGAUGGAGUGAUAUACUGGGUGGACAGUGAUGAAGAGUUUGAAUUUAGCUACAGAUCUGAAAGCUCUUCCCCAUUCAGCAUGGAGAGUGGUGACAUAGAGGGUGCAGGGGCCCACAAUUCCAUCUGGGAUCAAAUCUGCCAUGGACGUCCAACAGCAAACAAUGGGAACAUGACCGCAGACCCCCUGAAAGAUGAGAAUCGCAAUGGAGGUAAAAAGGCAGAGCAGCACAAAGAGAGUCUGGAUGGCACCGAUCCAAUUGAAGAUUGUGCAUUGGACUCAGAUUCUUACCCCUGUACCAAGCAGCCAGACCUUAUGGAAGCUGUUUGGACUCUGCAGGAGCGGGAGAGGUUUAAGGCACAGGAGAUGGAGAAGCACCAGGUCCAGCUGACCAUGUACCGUCGCCUGGCCCUCAUCCGCUGGGUUCGCACCUUACAAAACCGGGUCCAGGAGCAACAGAACCGCCUCCAGUCCAGCUUCGAUAUCAUUCUUACACACAGGAAAGAGCUUCUGCGCAUGGGUGCUGCCACUGCCGCCCAAUAACAGAGGAAAACUAAGAAAAGUCAUGAGACAAGCGGAUCACAGAAGCAAAUGACUUAUUGAAGUCAUGUGAAAAGUAAUCUUAGCAUCUCUUUGAUUCUUUUGAAUCAGAUUCCCCCCUUGGUCUCUGAACUGCUGAUCACCUAAUGUUUCGCAAAGUUUUAUCACUGUCAUAUAUGAGGUUAAGCAUUCUCCAAAAAAUCCACCUUGGUUUCCUAACUCUUCCAGACCUGUUUUAACAAUGACAUACAGUAUAUAACAUGUGUGUUUUUGUGUGUAAAAUAAAUAUAAUAAAUAAAAUAUCAAAAAUAAAUUAUAUUUA
Messenger RNA from Xyrauchen texanus (razorback sucker), 1485 nucleotides. RefSeq lists its product as uncharacterized. The transcript is spliced from 2 exons. The coding region runs from base 174 to 1166 and encodes 330 amino acids. The record is from RefSeq and is a predicted model, not a curated record. NCBI's taxonomy places the organism in Eukaryota, Metazoa, Chordata, Actinopteri, Cypriniformes, Catostomidae.